UCAGCUGAUCCCGAUGGUGAAAUGUUCUCUAUUUCCUGUCCAACAUGCAUGGAAAUCACUGGUGUGUACCGAUGUCUCAUCGUUCCUUCGUCAGGUGAUUUAAAGGCUUUGCACCGCAAUUCUCAUUUAGAACAAUGGCAAGAAACUAGCUCAGUGUCUGGAAAACUGCUUCCUUUGGGGGAAAGAGAUGUCAUGACAGAAGUAACACGCUGCAGCCUGCCCUGCUAACUUCAUGGGAGAAGAAGAAGCUUUUAAAAGAAAAUAGAGCUUUUCCAGCCCGAAGCUGAGGACUUGGCAAGAAAACAAAACAAAAAAUGUCUCCUGAAUCAAAAAAACUUUUCAACAUAAUUAUUUUGGGAGUCUCGUUUAUGUUUAUCUUCACUGCUUUCCAAACAUGCGGAAACAUUGCGCAAACGGUUAUCACCAAUUUAAACAACAGAUUUCAUGGCAGUGGCUACACAAGCAUGUUCAUUAUUUAUGGAGUAUUCUCUGCAUUCAAGUCUUCUGUCACCUCAGUGGUUGCCAUAGUAGGACCUCAGCUCUCCAUGGUUGUUAGUGGUGUAUUUUAUAGCCUAUACAUCGCAGUUUUUAUCCAGCCAGCAACCUGGGCUUUCUACACUGCUUCUGUUUUUUAUUGGCAUUGCAGCUGCCUGAGCGAUCGCAGAACUGUCUUCAUUGCUCUGACUGUUAUCAGUCUCGUGGGCACAGUUCUCUUCUUUCUGAUUAGGAAACAAGAGGACACAAAAGCUCCAGGGGAGGAAGAUUCUACUAAUGAAAUCCUGGGGGACAGCUCGUCUGCAAAAGCAAAAAUGACCAGAGCAGUGGCUGCCUUCAAGAAAUCUAUAAAGCUGAGCUUCACCAAAGAAAUUCUGCUUCUCAGUGUGACAACAGCCUACACGGGUUUGGAAUUAACUUUCUUUUCUGGAGUAUAUGGAACAUGUAUUGGUGCUGUGAAUAGGUUUGGUAGCGAAGAGAAAAGCCUUAUUGGUCUCUCCGGUAUUUUUAUUGGUGUUGGAGAAAUUUUAGGUGGAGGAAUCUUUGGUUUACUGGGCAAGAGUAACCGCUUUGGCAGGAACCCCAUUGUGAUGCUGGGCAUCGUUGUCCAUUUCAUAGCCUUUUAUUUAAUUUUUUUCAACAUGCCAAAUGAUGCCCCUAUUGCUCCAAUGGAAGGAACGGAUCGCGUUGCAUUUAUGACUCCAAGCAAAGAAGUGGCCAUACUCUGCAGUUUUCUCUUGGGGCUGGGGGACAGCUGCUUUAACACCCAGCUCCUUAGUAUUUUAGGAUUCCUCUACUCCGAAGACAGCGCUCCUGCCUUUGCCAUCUUUAAGUUUGUUCAGUCCAUCUGUGCUGCAGUUGCCUAUUUCUACAGCAACUACUUCCUUCUGCAGUGGCAGCUCCUGAUCAUGGUGGUCGUCGGCUUCUGUGGAACAAUUACCUUCUUCGCAGUGGAGUGGGAAGCAGCAGCGGCCCUUGCUGCCCGUGGCUCGGACUACAGCAGCAUUUGAUCUGGAUACUGUUCCUAGGCCAACAGAAGGGAAAACACAGGCACAUUUGUUGUGAAGUGAUGCGAGAAGGUGAAAAGAUUGAGUUGCUCUAGAGGUUAAGAUGGAGGAAGCUACUAGGAAAUAGCACUCGUUCCGAGUGUGAAACAUGGGAGACAAAUUCCAAAUCUGAAGGUUUUUUCUUUAAUCAAUGGAGCCCUCUAUGCGUGUUCUUAAAAAUCCGGUGUAAGAAAAGGAAGGAAAUGUAGAGAUCUAUGUAUUGAACAGUUCUGUUCUGAGAUGUACCUUUCAUAAUGUAAUUGCCUAAUUUCACUUUACUGUGCACUACAGAAUUACUGUUUCUUUUUUCUCCUUAAAUUAUUUUUCCUAUACUCUGGUUCUGCAGACACGUGAAUUCUUGUAUUGAAUGAGUGGUGUUUUAUAUAUCACAGAAUGUGUCUGCACAACUGAAAUCAAUUUUGUCAUUGACUUUUUUUCAACAAUUAGACAUGUAGAAGUAUUCCUGUGGGAGAAAUUGCUGCCUUAUUCUGUAUCACCCAGUUCCUUGUUUCCCAGGGGUUUGUUUAAGCCCAUGAAAUAGAUUAAUGAACUUUGUCAGAUGCAUAUUUUUCUUUGAAGAAAAUAAAUCAGGUUGUAGUGUGGUACAAAAGAUUUUACCAGAAUUUGAAGAAGUUACCCUUGGGCAUCUUAAGGAUGUGAUCCUGAGAGAGGGAAAAUAUUGAUAAUCAAAACCAGGAUAGCUGUUAAAACUCUCUCAGGGUAAUGCUGUGUGAAAGACCAUCAGACACGGCUUCCCUUCCAGAGUCCCAAAGAGUUCUCUUUGUGUUUUCUUGAGGAAUUUACAUCAUAAUCUGUGUGGGGAACAAUGCCUAAGAGCUUUUAAAAGUACAAAUAGACUCAAUGUGAACUGUAGGAAUAAUUUUCCAGUGCUUAUUCUACUACAUAGUCUAAAAAUACUGGGAACAGUUGAUGUAAACUGUUUCAUUCUACGUAUUUUGGGAAGAUUGUACUGUAAUCUUUUUCUGCCAAAUGCGAAAACAAGGAUAGUAGCAUAGUAACUAAGGUUUAGUCCAAAACUGUUAUCUAUAAUAUUGGCAGUAAAACGCAACUCGCCUUGGUGCAUCUCACUUUGGUUUUAUGUCUACAUGAUUCUGUAGUGCUUGCAGUGAUGUUUUUGUCCAGCAGACAAGAUGCAAUAGAGAGCAGGUAUGGAAGGCAGAGAAGCUGGUUUUAGACACUCCAUGUAGCUAUAUUUAGGAAAAGUAUCAUUCAUCAACCUUUUUUUACUGUGCAGUCAGAAUGUUAAUGUCUUGUCUUUAAAGAUGAGUUAAAGCUGACUUGGUAUGUGUCAGAAGCUCCUGCGUGUCAUAACUACGUAGGUGUACCCAAGGUUAAACUUGGUGAGGUUGUAUGGCAUCUCCUGUGACAUCUGCUGUCACUCCUGCUCUCCCAGGGUGUGUAACACAACUCCUGGGAAGCACAGGCCUCUUUGUGCACACUAAAACAGCAGCGAGGGAUCAUCAUACAGGCAUCUAAAAAGGGAUUUUUAAAUUCACUGCAGGUUUUUGCUGUGAGAUCAGUAAAGUGUUAACGGGAGAAUGAGACGGCAUGCCUGAAUGUUUGGCAAGCAAAGAAAUACAUGAGGACAGCCAGGAAAGAGCCUUGUAUAUUCCCAGAAGAUUUAAUGAAUGAUGUAAAAGAAAAUGAGACAGAACACACAUUUGAGCGAGGAGUACCGAAGCCAUUCCAAUUUGUCAGACAAACCGAAAGCAUUCAUUCAGUAUUCAAUCAAUACGUAUGAUUGAUGUGACUAGCGGCACUCUAAUGCCUUGCUCUUUUCCACUUCUCUUAUCCUAUAAUUUGAAGCAUACUAUUUUUGUAUACUGAGCACUCUAAAAGGUAUAGAUGAUAGGAUGCUGCCAGUGAUUAGAAUUCUCUUGUUGCUACACGUUUGUUUUCUCUCAAGUAUCAAAAGGGAUAAAGAGCUUUUUCUUAAGAUGGGGAAUUUCUUCUUUUCCUGUACAUAUUGAGAGAAGAGUUGGAAGUUCACAAGAAACAAUUUUGUCUUAGAGUACAUGGGGGUGGGGAAUGAUUCCGGGUCUUGUGGUGAUGACUAACUUAUACAUGCUUUUAAAGAGAUGCCAUUUAAUUGUAGCUAGGUUAUGGCUCUCGUGAGGUUGCUUUUUAAAUUGAUAUCUUUUAAUGAUGAGCUAUGUGGUUCAUCUACCAUAUAACUCUUUUAUCAACAUUUUAUUAGAAAUUGAAGAAAAUUGCUAAGUUUACGUAGCUUCAGAAAGCAUUUUGAGACCCGCUUUCAGGGACACUAAUGAACUAGGACUUGUGGAUAUUUAGUACCUCUGAAUCAUCUGCUUUACUUUCUUUUUUUUCUGUUCUGCUUGCUCUGACUCAAUAUCAGAUAAUGCUAAAAUGUUGUUCAGAGCUAUUUAUUGGGUCAUUAAAGUGAAGUAGUAUUGUUCUGUGACAAGCUUUACAAGCAUUCAUGAAAUUAUCUAAACUGCCUCAUGGAUGGACAAUCUUUUUGUUAACUGUACAAGUAUUGCUUUUGACAUUCAAUCUUAAGAGACAGUCCUCAGUUAUUCAAGCUGAUGACAUAUGAUUGCUUUUCGCUUACUGGUAUUUCUUUGAUCUGUGGGGAGGUGAAAAAUCCAUCCAGCUAUACACAAUUUUUAGUUUGGUCAGAAUUCUUGGUAUAGCAAUAUAAAGAACAGUAAUGCCGACAUCCACGUACGUUUUGAUACCUUAAUCUUUUUAUCAGCAUUUUCCAUCCCUGAGACUGAACCCCGUUCACUUCACCUCCUUGGCCUUGGAAAAACUUGAGGUUAAUCUGAAUUGGGAGCUUGCUGUUCAGUUAAGCAGGAUUUGGAAAAAAAAAGGCUUUUGCUGUAUUUGUGGUAUUAUGGGUUUGUUUCACGUUAGGGAUUUUAUCUUUAUAUGCAAAAAACACAUUAAGUUGCUCGAGGUUAUUGAAAAGAAGUCUUUCAUUUGGCUUUUUUCUCAUAUCUUUUUAGAUUGCUUCUAAGGUUUAAUAUCUUGACAUAUCACAUCCCCAAGUUUUUCAAACAAAUGCUAAAGAGGAAAUGAAAGCUGAUAUUCUUGACAGCUGAGUGCCGAAGAACCCACUACAAAUUAGUCCUUAAUGCGUGUCAGAAGCAUACCUGUAUUUUUAUCUUGCCAGUUGGUUUUCAUUUUGAUAUAUGAAUGUAUGGAAACAGAAUCGAUUCUGCAGCUGCAGACUUUGUUCAUAAUUGUGUCUGGUGUUAAUUCCAUUGGGUACAAUCUAUGUUAGCAAGUUGUGAUAAAGAGAACCAUUUAUAAAAUGUUCUUUGUAAAUAAUAUAUAAAUUUCUGCGGAUAUAGCUAAACUCGUAAGGGAUAUUAAAAAAAUCAUAACCUUUUGUGACCAUUUUAAACUAUGCUGGAAAGAACUUCCUGGAGAGGUUUGCUGGUAUAAAUUUAUGGGAAAAUAAUUUCAGUGUAGAAAACCAGGAGUCCAGACAGGACUGUCUGUGUCAGUGAACCAGACAGGGGAAGCUCCUUUUGGCUGACUUUGAACUCCACGGGUUUACUUCAGGUGGGAAACGUGGUUCCAUGGACACCAGCCUGUCUAAGUGCCAGUAAUUGCUGCUGCAGAUGUUGCCCAGCAGUGGGUGUGGAUGGGAGGAGAGAACCUCAAAGAUGGGUUUCUGGGGCAAGGAUUGUUUCCUUUCGGUAUAAAUAGGAACAACUUUGUUCAACGUCAUACCAGUAAACACAGUGCUCUGACUCAAAUUGUGCAAGAAUCUUUGUUAAGACAGAAUAGUAGAAUCAUUAGCAUAAGUUUUUCUUGUGAAAUAUGUUUUUGAAGACUUUAUCCACACUGCUAUCGUCCUUGGAGGGCUUCUAGCCCUGCUGAAUGGCAGCUGUGGUUAACACCAUGUUUUCCUUGUUCGCUGGUAGGUCUCGUAAUGUGCUGGCUGUAAUAUUGAAAAAUGAGAGGAUUUAAAGACAGAGAUGAAGUCAAAGCCAGGUGCUUAACAGGAUGCUGCUACAACCACACUGGUUCAGGAGCAAAGUUGAGACUCUUGCAGCUUUCACGGGUAGAAUCCACAUGAGGCUUUGAUAAGUUUAACUUCAGGGGUUGUGUUAGCACUGCAGAGAAGCAGGAGAGGGUGGAGAAAACAUCCUUGAAAUGCACUGGAGAGCAAAUCUGGAACAGAGUAAUUCUCAGCGGGCGUGUGAGUGGGAUGCUCUGUUUAAUUGAGUUUGGACAUUUGGCUGCUGCUGGCGUUGACUCCAUUCCUAUGUUUCAUACUUCCUCUGCUAUCUUAUUUCAGCUGUUGACGUGUCUCCCUCCAAGCUAUCCUUUUUUUGUUUACAUUUUGACACUGUGCAGAAGUCUAAUUAAAGUGAUUGAAAC
This is a messenger RNA of Cuculus canorus (common cuckoo), 5918 nucleotides long. It is a transcript of the gene MFSD11, whose product is annotated as major facilitator superfamily domain containing 11. The record is from RefSeq and is a predicted model, not a curated record. NCBI's taxonomy places the organism in Eukaryota, Metazoa, Chordata, Aves, Cuculiformes, Cuculidae.